AUGAAAAUGAUUAAUACUACUACUAAUACUACUAUUACUAAUACUACGACUACUACUAAUACUAUAAAUAUAAAUAAUGAAAAUCAAACAUUACCUUAUCAACUUGAUCCAUUAUCAAAUAAUCAAUUUUUAUUAAAUUUAACUAAAAUAUUUCAUGUAUCCAGUAUACCAUUAGCUAUAUUUAUAUUGAUAACCAUAUGUAUUUUAUGUUUAACAUUCAUUAUAUUAAUAAUUUUAUAUAUACGUACAUUCAUGCAUAAAAAAUAUAUACCGAAAGUAUAUAAAAAAAGAGAACAACCAAUCUACAUAGAUGAUAUACCAGGUUUAAUCAAAUUUAAUAAUAAUAAUAAUAAUGAAUUACAUAAUUAUGGUACAAUAGAAUAUUCAUUAAAUUAUAAUUUAAAUACAGAAGAAUUAAAAAUUUGUAUUAUCCAAGCAAAUAAUUUACCAGUAAUGAAUGAACAAGAACCAUUAAAUCCAUAUGCUACAAUUUCAUUAAUGAAAUAUAAAAACAAUAAUUCACAAUUACAAAUGAUGAAACCAAUUCAAUUUAUAAAUAAAAAAUAUACUACUAAUAUCAUAUAUCAUUCAAAUAAACCAUGUUGGAAUCAAUCAUUUCUAUAUAAAUUAUCAAUAAAUCAAUUAAAAUAUAUCAUUAUUUUAUUAGAAAUCUUUCAUUAUAAUAAUCAAUAUAUUGAUCAAUUUUUAGGUCAUUUAAUGAUUCCAUUAAAUCAAAUUAAUCAUAGUGAAUAUAUUGGGAAAUUUUAUGAAAAAAUUGAUUGGUUAUCAAUGAAUAAUAGAAUUUAUCCAUAUAAUAUUGGUGAAAUUUGUAUUGGUUUAGGUUAUUAUACCGAUACAUCACGUAUAGAUUUAUGUAUCUUUGAAAUUAAAAACUUAAUCUUAAAUAAUAAUAAUAAUAAUAAUAAUAAUAAUAAUAAUAAUAAUGAUAAUAAUAAUAAAUGGAAAUCAAUAAAUCCCCUAGUAACUGAAUUAGAUCUUAUUAUAUAUAUAAAAUAUAAUAAUCAAUUAUUACAUAAAUAUAAAACACAAUCACGUAAAGAAUUAAUUAAUCCAUAUUUUAAUAAAAGAAUAUCAUUUCAAAUAAAAGAGAAAUAUAUUAAACAUUUAUAUAUUAUUAUACAAUUAAGACAAAUUCAUAAAUGGUCAAUGAAAAAAAUUAUUGGUGAAUUAUGUCUUAGUUUAAAUGCAUUACAAUUAAAAAGUAUAAAACAUUUUAAUGAAAUAAUUAAAUUACCUAAUCAAUUACAUGUGAAAUGGCAUCCAAUUUAUCCUAUCACAACAACAACAACAACAAAUAAUCAAUCAUUUCUAUUCGAUUGGUUAUGUUUUGAUCCAUUUUCUUCAUUUUUUAAUUAA
Schistosoma margrebowiei is the source of this 1377-nucleotide messenger RNA. Lineage: Eukaryota; Metazoa; Platyhelminthes; Trematoda; Strigeidida; Schistosomatidae. The record is from the annotation of a GenBank genome assembly.